AUGGUAGCCGUGAUUCCCCAGCCUUUUGAGGAUUGGAAGUUGCCUGCUCGUUAUGAGAAGCGUCAGGCGAUAGGUACGGGAAGUUACGGGACAGUGGCAGAGGCUUAUGAUACAGCAACGAAGAAGAUUGUAGCUAUAAAGAAGAUACCACGUGUGUUCGAGGACCUGGUUGAUUGUAAGCGAGUAUUACGUGAGGUUGCGAUAUUGAAUCGAUUGAAGCAUGAGAAUGUUGUUAAGGUUGUGGAUGUGAUAAUUCCGAAUGAUUUGAAUAAGUUUGAUGAGAUAUAUAUUGUAUUAGAGAUCGCUGAUUCUGACUUGAAAAAAUUAGUUCGAACACCUGUAUAUUUGAGUGAAUUACAUGUUAGAACUUUGUUGUAUAACCUAUUAGUAGGUUUAAAGUUUACUCAUUCGGCGGGUAUAUAUCAUCGUGAUUUGAAGCCUGCUAAUUGUUUAGUUAAUCAGGAUUGUUCUGUGAAAAUAUGUGACUUUGGAUUAGCUAGAACUGUAGAUACUCCUUUAAGUUAUGAUAGAGGUGGGAAGAGGCCGGCUGCUAAUUUGAAAGAGCAGUUAACAAUGCAUGUUGUAACAAGAUGGUAUCGUGCUCCUGAGCUGAUAUUACUUCAGGAACAUUAUACAGAGGCUAUUGAUAUCUGGUCUGUUGGAUGUAUAUUCGCUGAGUUAUUAACUAUGGUUAAAGAGACAUGUUUAAAGCCAAAUGAGAGAUUACCUCUCUUCCCUGGGACCAGCUGUUUCCCUCUUUCUCCUGAUGAGAAACAUGGGUAUAAUCAUCAAUUCCAUACACGAGGAAAUAAGGAUCAAUUAGAUAUGAUUUUCAAUGUCCUUGGUACACCUAGUAAUGAUGAUGUAGAAGCACUCGUCAAGGAAGAUGCUAGACGAUAUGUACGUAUCUUCCCUCAUAAGGACCCAAUCGAUUUAAACACCAAGUUCCCUGGAGCAUCUACUAAGGCUAUUGACCUUCUCAAGAAAAUGCUACAAUUCAAUCCAGACAAAAGAAUCAAUGUUGACGAAGCUCUUAACCACCCACUAUUCAGAGACAUACGAAAUAACGAACUUGAAACCACCGCUGAUAAAAAAGUUAGACUACCAUUCAACGACUGGAUGCCCCUAACUGCCGAUCAACUCAGAUAUGCAUUCCUCAAAGAAGCACAAGUCUUCCACCCAGACCUCAAAAUCCCUGACCAUCUAGCCAAAACCGGCUAUGGAAAUGCUGCCAAUAACACUAUAGAAUAG
Gregarina niphandrodes is the source of this 1251-nucleotide messenger RNA. RefSeq names its product mitogen-activated protein kinase. Lineage: Eukaryota; Apicomplexa; Conoidasida; Eugregarinorida; Gregarinidae. The record is from RefSeq and is a predicted model, not a curated record. Gene Ontology annotation, molecular function: ATP binding; MAP kinase activity. Gene Ontology annotation, biological process: intracellular signal transduction; protein phosphorylation. Bases 1 to 1251 code for a protein of 416 amino acids. The transcript has a single exon. Gene Ontology annotation, cellular component: cytoplasm; nucleus.